Messenger RNA from Drosophila suzukii, 1976 nucleotides. RefSeq lists its product as uncharacterized. The record is from RefSeq and is a predicted model, not a curated record. Lineage: Eukaryota; Metazoa; Arthropoda; Insecta; Diptera; Drosophilidae. Gene Ontology annotation, molecular function: protein binding.
UCAGUUUUAAUUUGACCGCUUUAGCAAUGAGUGCACCAAAUAUUGAAGAACUUCACGAUGACUGCCUAUACUAUAUAUUCCAGUUUCUAUCCACUGAAGAUCGCAUUAUUUUCGCACAAGUGUGCAAGCGAUUUCGUCAGUUUUUUAUCAACCAGUGCGGUAGUAAAUACCGCGAAUAUAUCCUCGAAAAAUACAGUGCAAGAAUAGAGCUAAUACAAUUUUGCACCUGUCGGGAGAUGGUAACGUCCUUGACCAUCGAUCUGGAUCACUUCAAUACGGCCAGAUGCUUCAGGAACUAUGGGUGUAUAGCUUCUGAAAACUGCUUUGGAAUUCUUUGUCAGACUUUGGCCGGCAUGAUUGGGUUAGAGCACUUGGUAGUGAAACAACUGGUCUUCCUCAUUACACCCAUUGUAAAGCCCUUCGAUCAAAUUCUGGCUGCCGUAAGACAUUUGCCGAAACUAAAAAUAUUGGAAUUGCAUGCUAUAGAUGACUGCAGUUUGGAUCACCUGAGUCAGCUUCGUCACCUCGAAAAUCUGCAGAUCCUCGUACCGAAAAUUCCACCCACAGCUCUGGUUAAAUCCUGCAAAUCCAAUGGCAAUCUUAGCAGGCUCCACCUCGGCUAUGCCUGUGUUCAGAAGAAUUUGAGAGAUAUAGUGCCCUACUGCAAAAAUCUGGAGGUUCUCAAGUUCGGCAUGUCCGGGAAUUCUUCAGAAUACUUGCCACUGGCUAUGCUUCCAAAGCUCAGGGAGCUGUCCUACUUUGGAAUCCGCCGAAGUGGCUCCUUUGAGCCUCUACUUUCAGCUCUGGCGGCCAAAUCACAGUUGACACACCUGUCCAUAGACGGUGGAAGUCUUACUCUAAAAGAGACCUCUCAGUUGGUCCGCAUUCAGAGCUUAAGACACUGCAAAUGCUUCUGCUCAUCGGCAGAGUGUGUGGAAAUGCUGGCCAAGCUGACGAAUCUGGAAGAACUGUGUCUCUCGAUGUCCUGUUCACUAGAUAUUUCCAAUUCCCUACUGACAAUUAUUGCAAGCUGUAAAAAUCUCAAACUUCUACGUAUUGCGAUGGGUAAAGUUAAUACAAGGGUUUUAGACGAUGCCAUAAGACUUGAAAACGCUAAAGCAAACGAAAACACUAAGUCUCCAAUAGUCUUAGAAGUAGAUAAAUAGAUGAUAAACACAUUUUUAAGUAUGUAUAAUAAUAAAUUGUAAUGUAUAUGAUAAAGUAGCCAAAAUGUAAACAUAUUUUAUAUUAUUUAAGGAGAAACUUUACUUAGUUGUGAUAAACAAAAUGUCAUUAAAUGGACAAGGCCGCCAGAGAAGCAAGAAGUAAAUUAAGUUCCCAAGUUUGACAUUUUCAAGGAGUAGCUAAACUUUUAAUUUGGAUUCUUUGGAUAUGACAGAUAAUGCAUAUUGCUGGAUCUCAGCCUAAUUUUCGUGAGAUCUAGAUUUUGUUGCCUUCUCGUUCAGAACACUUUGCCGCUCAAAGAACUUUAAAAGUAUGUCGCAAAUUUCGCAUACUCAAGUGCCAAAGCAAGAACAUGAUAUGAGUAUCUCAAAAAUAGUUGUGCAAGUUGUUCGCCCUUCUGGGAGAAUGAUGAAAAAUGCACUUUGUAAUUCUGGUAGCUCGUCAGAGUGGCACAUGCAACGUCGCCCAUCCGUCGCCCGGCACUUAUAAAUGUCACAUUAGAGUCUCAUUCUCGGGGAGAAGGGGACUCUAGCUCGUUAUACUUCCGCCCCCGGCGGCGGUGGGCGUGGCUCUGCCUGAAUUUGUACUCACAGUUGCUGUAAUAUAAAUUUAUAUUCUUGUCACAUCCACAUUAUUCGUGAGAUUCCGUGUUCGGUAAAUGGCAACACUGGCCCUUGACAACUGGAAGAUAAAGUGGUUUAUUUUGUAGUCCAUUUUUAUUCUGCGAGUUUAUUAUAUUCGUUAUAAGUAUUACGAAAAAAGAGAUUUCUUGAAAAUGCAGUGAAUAUAUU